AUGAUGCUCAAUGCCCUCUCCAACAGGUCCUACAGGCUUGGCUUGGCCGCUGCCGCAGGGAUCCUUACCAUAUUCUUCUUCCUCUGGGGUUCGGGCUGGAGGACAGAGACGAUACAGAAGCCCUGGCAGAGAAAGCCCUUUGAUCAUGUCGAAAUCUCGGAAUAUGCCCACCGACUGCCCUACGCGGACGCCUUCCUAGGACACAACGGAAAGGACGAAGGGGGCAAAUAUAUAUACGGUCAUUUUGAUAAUGUCACGAUGCUGCCUACUGUCACGAUGUCGGAAGCGAAAGCGCCUUGUCAUUGGGAUGAUCCGUCCAAGGUGAAUUUUGCUUUCGGUGAGGAGUCUGGAUGGGGCAUGGAUUUGAGCUGGACGACUACGGAUCGAGGAGAGAGGGAGUUGAGGACUAUGCGAAACCAGAUUUACGACUUCAUCAGCAAUAAGAACAACAGUCUUAUCCCUUACGACUUCUACGCGGACCGCUUCGAGGGACGAGGAAUUGUCAUCGUGGGAGGUCAAGGCCGGAGUCUGAAACGAGUGCGGGUCAUCUUGAAGCAGUUGAAGCACCUGGGAUGCAAACUGCCAGUCGAGCUCCACUACUGGGGCGCAGAAAUGGACACCGCCGCUCGCAAGGAACUGUCCACAAUGUGGCACGACAUCACCUUCAGCAACAUUGCCAACCCGGCCAACAUCAUGGGCAGCACGUACAACCGCAUGUACGGAAUCCACUACCAUCUCAAAAUCGCCGCCCUCAUCAACGCCCGCUUCGAAGACAUCCUCCUCCUCGACUCGGACAACAUCCCCGUCAUCGACCCCGACCAACUCUUCGACUCCCAAGUCUACAAAGAAUACGGCACCGUCUUCUGGCCCGACAUCCAACGCACCCGCGCCAAUAACCCCCUCUGGCCCAUCACAAACACCCCCUGCCGCAGCGUCGAAGAAUGGGAACUCGAAUCCGGCCAACUCCUCGUCAACAAGAAGAAAUUCUUCUACCACCUCCAGCUCGCCGGCUGGUUCAUCGACCCGGACACCGAACACGGGAAUUACUUCCACCACGUCAUGCUGGGCGACAAGGACACCUUCCGCUUCGCCUGGCACGCCCUCAAGACCAAAUUCGGCGUCCCCUCGCGCUGGAUCACCAGCGUCGGCACUUACAACGACGGCUUCUACUGCGGCCACACCUUCGCCCAACACCAUCCGGACCCAGGCGGCCCCGUCGCCUUCCUACACGGCGGCCUCCUCAAGACCAUGCGCCGCGAAGUCGUCGUCUGGCAGAAAGACACCAACGGCGGCAUCUUUCAGUACUACAAGCGAGAUCCCCACGACGAGGACAAGACGAGCAACACCAACGUCGGCAUCAAGUGGGACGCGCAGGCCUACCUGCCCAAUAAACCAGCAGGCAUGGAAGCGGGCUGGUGCACGGAUUUCUUCGAUCUCGAACCCCGACCCUUCUCGGAAGUCGUGCCGGCGAGUCAAUUUUCGGAUCACGUGUUUGAGGAGAUUGGGGGUUAUUGGAUGAUUGAGGAUGACACGCCGGUUAGUAUUACGGAUGGGAAUCUGUGA
This is a messenger RNA of Lecanosticta acicola, 1563 nucleotides long. The record is from the annotation of a GenBank genome assembly. NCBI's taxonomy places the organism in Eukaryota, Fungi, Ascomycota, Dothideomycetes, Mycosphaerellales, Mycosphaerellaceae.